AUGAAAGUGCAAGACUUACUUUCCGAGGAUACAGCCCCACUGUCACCCACAACAUCGACCACCAGCUGCAGCAGUGCUAGUUCCACUCCUGUAAAGCGUGGUUGGGUUGCUCCAUUUCUGCUGCAUCUUCACCAGAUGCUGCGGCACGAAGACUCCAGAGUCAUUCGUUGGGCGGAGGAUGGUAUGGCAUUUCAGAUCCUGGAUAAGCAUGUUAUGACCACCCAAAUCCUGCCCAAGUAUUUCAAGAACAAGAAUUUUGCGAGUUUUCAGCGCCAACUUAACUAUUUUGGCUUUCGGAAAUGGAGCAAGGCACGUGCACUCUUCCCUACUUAUGGCCGAGAGCACUUUACGCGCGACAAUUUUAGCGAAAUGUCGUUAGUAAGACGCCAGUGCAAGAAGUCACGUAAACGCAAAUAUGAUGAGAAGCUACCACCAGCAAAACGCACGGCCGUUCUUUUAUCCAGUUGUGGCAUCGAGAGGUGUACGCGCAUCCUUCCCCGGCCUGAUGCAGCCGUCGGGAAUUUUGUCAUGCCCCCCAUCCCUCAAUCGCACAAGGCUCAACUCGUCACGCCGCCAGUGCACCCAGCACCAAACUUCAGCCUCCCAAGAUUGUCUUUAGCUCUUCCAAUGAAUACCGACAACAAGUUGCCGUCGAUACGUGAGCUCUCUCAAUCCGGCGCCUUGCCACACAUGGUGAUAGGGCCACUUCGACCUCGCUUGAUCGUCUAG
Molecule: messenger RNA, 729 nt
Organism: Plasmopara halstedii
Lineage: Eukaryota; Oomycota; Peronosporomycetes; Peronosporales; Peronosporaceae
Product: hsf-type dna-binding
Exons: 1
Coding region: 1-729 (242 amino acids)
Biological process (GO): regulation of DNA-templated transcription
Molecular function (GO): sequence-specific DNA binding; DNA-binding transcription factor activity
Source: RefSeq, a predicted model, not a curated record